Molecule: messenger RNA, 3081 nt
Organism: Gryllus bimaculatus (two-spotted cricket)
Lineage: Eukaryota; Metazoa; Arthropoda; Insecta; Orthoptera; Gryllidae
Source: the annotation of a GenBank genome assembly
AUGGAUGACAGGGACUUUGCUUUGACUAAUAACUUUUCGUGUGCUACAAUAAAUGGCAUCGUGAGCCGUCGGUGGGACAACCCUGUACUAGAUGGAUACUCUGAUCUGUCGUCGGUGGAUGAAGUUACUGCUGCAGGCAUUUCAGACGUCUGGCUGCUCGCAGCGGAUGGUUCACACUUGUUAUUUGCGAGCGGUACGGGGCUAAUUAAGAAACUGUUUGCCUCUGCAGUGGGCGCAGCGUUAUCUGGAGUCUUUACCUUGAAAGGAUAUAAAUUAAAGGAAGGUUCACCUGAGAAGAUAUUGGAUCAUCUGAUGGAGUACUCGGAGGACCCCAUAAACCCUGACAUGGAGUUGCAAUGACUCCUGCCUGGGACAACCAAUAAUGAAUUCCUAUCAUGAAAAGUAAAUGACAACCAAUUCAAAUUCACUCAGAAGCCUGCCAAAACAUUGAUGAAAAGGCACCCAAAAGGUGUAAAAAGUUUCCCUGGAUGUUGCAGCCAGAGUUUUGAGGGACAGUGCUUGUGGCAUGGUGUGGUAACGGUAGGCUUCUUUUGUUGUUUUCGGGUAGAUGGUACCCUCAAUAUCUGGUGCGGAUGAUUUGAUAAUAGAAACUAUUUUGUAUUUUCUAUAUUUCUGGUGAUUGUCAUUAGAUUAUCCAAAGAGACUUACAAUAGCAACUACAGUAUUAUUUUAGCAUAACACUUCAGUUAGUUUUGUUAGACACUUUGUAUUUGACUGUUCAUAAUAACUUGGUUACAAACCAAAGGUUGUAAAUGUUUCAGCACUGAAGGAUGCUAGCUCAUUCCGAGAUUUUGAUGUCACCUUCUGUUGUGCAAAAUUGCUUGUUCUAUAAAUUGUUGAACGAAAUGUUAGUAGAGAGAGUUGGUCAAUUAGCAUGGUUGGAAGUGAAUGAUGGACUAAUUUCUAUCACUUUACGAUUUCCUUGCUUGUAACUGUAGUAAAUUGUAUUUCUCAAAAAAAUGUGAUUUCAGAAAUAUGUUUUGCAUUCACAAACUUUUUCUAUAUCAAUAUGUAAUGGGAAUGGUAGAUGCUACUGUUCAUUUAGUUUUGUUGAGUAAAUUAUUUAUCCGCAUCUUCAAAUUCUGAAAGAUAACAAUUUUGUGUAUUAUUCAUUCAUAAGUUUGUAUUAAGUGAUCGUAUCCACAGGAAACAAAUAUUACCCUAAUUUUUAUAUAGCUGCAAAAUAAAAUAACAAUUGUGUUAAUGCAAAGAAAUUUGGUACAUAUUUAAAAUGUGACCAUUGUCUAAUAUUAAAUAAGGUAUACAAGAGUUUAAAUCAGGUAAAAUAUACUAUGUUAAAAAUUUAAAAUACAAAUGGAUGUUCUUAUUUAAAUUUUGUAACUACCUCUUCUAAUGUAUAAAGGUUUAAGUAGCAUUUUGAAUUUCUUCAUAAAAAAUCUAGAUAGUCUUUUUAAAUGUAUCAAGAUGACUAUUGUUUGUCAGUAUUGUAUUAUAGACUGAAGUUGCUAUUUCUGUUUUAAUUUAUAUUUUAUGAGGAUAUUGUUUUAACUAACCUUGCAAAAUGAAAUAGUUUAAUCAUCCUAGAAUGUAGAUUAGGUUAUAGACUAUUAAACAUAUUCUGAUUUGCUACAUCAAAAAACAAAGGAGCCUAGUGGAUUUAUUCAGAAUAAACUACUAAUAUUUCAAAAGCUUUGUGUGGUACAGUGUAGCAUCAGUAAUUCAUACGUCAAAUACCUGGAUUUGAUUCUGCCACCUAUAUAUAUUUAGGCAGUACAUAUAUAUACUUCACUGCAUAUACUGUAUUUUGUUGUAGACCUAGAUCAGGGGUUCCCAACAGUGUCUGUAUUGACCCACUAGAAGUCACUGAGGAUUAGGGAAUUGAUUAGGAAUUCAAAAGCUGCAUAUUAUAAUAAUAAUAAUAAUAAUAAUAAUGAUAAUGUAAUAAUAUUUUUUAUUGUUUAUACAACUUGGUUCAACAAGCUUCAAAGUCAGUAAAUACAUUAUAAUUACAUUUCUUACUAUUACAUCUUGUAAAUGAACUUUAAUAGACAGCAUUAUAAUAUGUAGAAUGUCUUUAAAUAAUGAUAACAGUAACAACUAUAAAAGAACAACACAAUAACAAUUAUAUUUCAUGUCAUAUUUCACUUAAUUUAUAUGGGCAAAUCUCAAUUAUGAAUGCUUUUAAUAAUUUUUUGAAAUUGUCAUUAGACCCUACUUGUUUUAAUAUUCUUUAGGAGUUUAUUAUGUAUUAUUAUUUUUCUGCAGGGGUACUUGUUUGUUUUUCCUACAUACAGCCUGGGGUAUUGAAUUUUUUUAAAAAUUUGAUUGCUGUUAUUUCAAUAUAUUAUAUAAUUUAUUUGGUCCCUUGUUAUUUUAGACAGUAGAAUCCACUAAAUAGACUUGAUCCUACUAGUUAACUUUGGUACAUAUGGCAAAUGUAUUUUGAAUACAUCUUGUGUUUUGUCUCGGUUAUUGGAAUUCAUAACUAAAAGAUGUUUUACAUGUUAUUGUAGAUAGGUUUCACUACAUUUGACUGGGUAAUUAAUUUUAGAAAGCAUGGUUGUCAUUUUUUUAAAAUUUUGAUGGUGGAAUUUUGGCGUUGACAAUAUUCCCUGAUCAACUAAACCAUUAAUUAUACCUAUUUUUUAAGGGACCGGGUAUUUAGAUUUAAAAUUAAGUGUAGUUCCUAUAUGUGUAGACCUCUGAUACUAAUUUGUCAAUAAUGUACCAUUGUGACUACAUACUGUGGUAUCUAAACACUUAAUUUUCCCAUUUACUUCCUUUUGAAAUGUGAAUUUAAUAUUUCUGCGGUAGCUAUUAAAUUUAUCAAGCAUGUUACAAAUGUUAUUUUCAUUUCUUAUUAAAGUGUCAUCUACAUACCUCUUGUAAAAUAUUAAAUCUACCCCUUGAUAAUAUUGGUUUCUAGUUGUCUUAAAACAAUUUCUGCAAAAAAAUUGCAUUCUUCAAUUGGUGUGCCAUCAAUUUGUGGGAAAAAAAAUUAUUAAAUCUGAAUAUUAGUUUAAUGGCGUUCAUGAUUUCAGUUUUUGGAUGAGGUAAAACUCAUCUGGUUUCAUUGAGAUAUGAUUUGAUACCAUCAGU